Messenger RNA from Ipomoea nil (Japanese morning glory), 1254 nucleotides. RefSeq names its product F-box only protein 8-like. The transcript has a single exon. Bases 1 to 1254 code for a protein of 417 amino acids. Lineage: Eukaryota; Viridiplantae; Streptophyta; Magnoliopsida; Solanales; Convolvulaceae. The record is from RefSeq and is a predicted model, not a curated record. Gene Ontology annotation, molecular function: protein binding.
AUGAGCACAUCGGAGAAGACGGCGACCGCGACGGCGACCGCGACGGCGCGUGUUUCAACGCUCCUUCUUCCCCAAGACAUUCUCGUCGAGAUCCUCUCCAAACUCCCCGCUAUAUCGCUAGUACGAUUCAGGUGCGUUUCUAAAUUCUUUUGCGCUCUCGUAGCUGAUCAUGGCUUUGGCGUUCUGCAUCGCAGCUUGUCCUUGACAAUUCCCAAUAGGGCGGCCAUCCUCAUCUCUAUCAUACCUCUAAAGCCGCCGCCCUCCGCCUGUGCGUAUUACACCAUAAAUUUCAGCGAAGAAAACCCACAGCGGCCGGGAAUGCUCCAAGCCAACCGUCUCGGCUACUUGGACGCUGAACCCUUUCUGAAAGGCUGUCUACACUCCUCCUCCGACGGCCUGAUUUCUCUGUCCAGACCCAAUGGAGACGUCAUUGUUUGCAACGUUUGUACGGGACAGCGUAUUUCCCUUCCGACAAUCCAAUCCUAUAUAUAUUUAUCGUGUCCACACUUGGGGUUUGAUUCACAAUCUAAAAGAUACAAGGUUUUGAUGUCAACCUAUACGAUUGAUCCAGGCAGCAGGCCCAUGUAUAAGCAUUGGAUUUUGACUGUGGGAGUGGAUAAAUCAUGGAGGGAGAUCAACUGCUCCUAUUCCUACCCCUUCUGCUCUAGCUAUGCUUGCCCUUCCUACUGCUAUAAUAUUAGUGUCAACAUUGACGGUGUUAUCUAUUUCUAUAAUUGGCUGACUGAACCUAACUAUCUUACCUUCCAUAUAGUAGCAUUUGAUGUUGGGUAUGAGAGUUAUUCUUUGAUACCAUUUCCAGCUGAACUUUCAUCAUUGCAGUAUUAUUCAGCUUCAUUUACCGAAAAAUAUCACGUUCUUUACGGAAAGUAUGCAUUGCUACAAGUUGAUGGAGGUCGACUGGCUAUUGUUCUUGUUCGCCAAAAAGGCCACCAAUUCUAUAUUAAUGUUUGGACUUGGGAAAAAUCUAAGGAAUUCUGGGAGAAGAUUCUUAUGACCAUUUCAUUAGGAGAGGAUAGAACAAUGACUAGAGUUAGAUACCUGCGCCAUACUACGAAUUAUGCUGGGGAGAUUGUGUUGUUAUGUAGAAAUAGUACUCAAUUUUUCAUUUUGGUUUGUAACUUGAAAAGUGAGGUUUGGAGAAAAUUUGAUGUAGGUGGAAUUGAAGAAUUUUCAAUUCUUUACCCUAUGGAUGUUAGAAUGUACAAGACUAUGGACAAUGUGUUUGGGGGUUAG